Messenger RNA from Coccidioides immitis RS, 186 nucleotides. RefSeq lists its product as uncharacterized. The coding region runs from base 1 to 186 and encodes 61 amino acids. Lineage: Eukaryota; Fungi; Ascomycota; Eurotiomycetes; Onygenales; Onygenaceae. The transcript has a single exon. The record is from RefSeq and is a predicted model, not a curated record.
AUGGCGGUUUGGCGCUGGUCGUUGAAAGCUGAGUUUGGCUGGCCGAAAUCGAUUAGUGUCUGUCAUUCGGACAAGGUUCCGAGGCUAGGACGAUUCAGGCUUAGUGUCCGAACACGACCUAGUCCCGAAACUCUAAUCCGGGCUGCCACGAGAACCCGAAAGGCCGGGAGGGCAAAGGAGAUAUGA